Molecule: messenger RNA, 8054 nt
Organism: Callithrix jacchus (white-tufted-ear marmoset)
Lineage: Eukaryota; Metazoa; Chordata; Mammalia; Primates; Cebidae
Source: RefSeq, a predicted model, not a curated record
ACUUGCCCCUACCUUUUCUAUCGAGUCCGCAUCCCUCUCCAGCCACUGCGACCCGGCGAAGAGAAAAAGGAACUUCCCCCACCCCCUCGGGUGCCGUCGGAGCCCCCCAGCCCACCCCUGGGUGCGGGGCGGGGACCCCGGGCCGAAGAGAUUUCCUGAGGAUUCUGGUUUUCCUCGCCUGUAUCUCCGAAAGAAUUAAAAAUGGCCGAGAAUGUGGUGGAACCGGGGCCGCCUUCAGCCAAGCGGCCUAAACUCUCAUCUCCGGCCCUCUCGGCGUCGGCCAGCGAUGGCACAGAUUUUGGUUCUCUCUUUGACUUGGAGCACGACUUACCAGAUGAAUUAAUCAACUCUACAGAGUUGGGACUAACCAAUGGUGGUGAUAUUAAUCAGCUUCAGACAAGUCUUGGCAUAGUACAAGAUGCAGCUUCUAAACAUAAACAGCUAUCAGAAUUGCUGCGAUCUGGUAGUUCGCCUAACCUCAAUAUGGGAGUUGGUGGCCCAGGUCAAGUCAUGGCCAGCCAGGCCCAACAGAACAGUCCUGGAUUAGGUUUGAUAAAUAGCAUGGUCAAAAGCCCAAUGACACAGGCAGGCUUGACUUCUCCCAACAUGGGAAUGGGCACUAGUGGACCAAAUCAGGGUCCUACGCAGUCAACAGGUAUGAUGAACAGUCCAGUAAAUCAGCCUGCCAUGGGAAUGAACACAGGGAUGAAUGCUGGCAUGAAUCCUGGAAUGUUGGCUGCAGGCAAUGGACAAGGGAUAAUGCCUAAUCAAGUCAUGAACGGUUCAAUUGGAGCAGGCCGAGGGCGACAGAGUAUGCAGUACCCAAACCCAAGCAUGGGAAGUGCUGGCAACUUACUGACUGAGCCUCUUCAGCAGGGCUCUCCCCAGAUGGGAGGACAAACAGGAUUGAGAGGCCCGCAGCCUCUUAAGGUGGGAAUGAUGAACAAUCCCAAUCCUUAUGGUUCACCAUAUACUCAGAAUCCUGGACAGCAGAUUGGAGCCAGUGGCCUUGGUCUCCAGAUUCAAACAAAGACUGUACUAUCAAAUAACUUACCUCCAUUUGCAAUGGAUAAAAAGACAGUUCCUGGUGGAGGAAUGUCCAGCAUGGGCCAACAGCCAGCCUCGCAGGUCCAGCAGCCAGGCCUGGUGACUCCGGUUGCCCAAGGGAUGGGUUCUGGAGCACAUACAGCUGAUCCAGAGAAGCGCAAGCUCAUCCAGCAGCAACUUGUUCUCCUUUUGCACGCUCACAAGUGCCAGCGCCGAGAGCAAGCCAAUGGGGAAGUGAGGCAGUGCAACCUUCCCCACUGUCGCACAAUGAAGAAUGUCCUAAACCACAUGACACACUGUCAGUCAGGCAAGUCUUGCCAAGUGGCACACUGUGCGUCUUCUCGACAAAUCAUUUCACACUGGAAGAAUUGUACAAGACAUGAUUGUCCUGUGUGUCUCCCCCUCAAAAAUGCUGGUGAUAAGAGAAAUCAACAGCCAAUUUUGACUGGAGCACCUGUUGGACUUGGAAAUCCUAGCUCUCUAGGGGUGGGUCAACAGUCUACCCCCAACCUAAGUACUGUUAGUCAGAUUGAUCCCAGCUCUAUAGAAAGAGCCUAUGCAGCUCUUGGACUACCCUAUCAAGUAAAUCAGAUGCCAACACAACCCCAGGUGCAAGCAAAGAACCAGCAGAAUCAGCAGUCUGGGCAGUCUCCCCAAGGCAUGCGGCCCAUGAGCAACAUGAGUGCUAGUCCUAUGGGAGUAAAUGGAGGUGUAGGAGUUCAAACGCCGAGUCUUCUUUCUGACUCAAUGUUGCAUUCAGCUAUAAAUUCUCAAAACCCAAUGAUGAGUGAAAAUGCCAGUGUGGCCUCCCUGGGUCCUAUGCCAACAGCAGCUCAACCACCUAUGGGCUAUGGGCCUCGUAUGCAGCAGCCUUCCAGCCAGAGCCAGUUCCUUCCUCAGACUCAGUUCCCAUCACAGGGAAUGAAUGUAACAAAUAUGUCUUUGGCUCCGUCCAGCGGUCAAGCUCCAGUGUCUCAAGCACAAAUGUCUAGUUCUUCCUGCCCAGUGAACUCUCCUAUAAUGCCUCCAGGGUCUCAGGGGAGCCACAUUCACUGUCCCCAGCUUCCUCAACCAGCUCUGCAUCAGAAUUCCCCCUCGCCUGUACCUAGUCGUACCCCUACCCCCCAUCAUACUCCCCCAAGCAUAGGGGCUCAGCAGCCACCAGCAACAGCAAUUCCAGCCCCUGUUCCUACGCCUCCUGCCAUUCCAUCUGGGCCACAGUCCCAGGCUUUACAUCCCCCUCCAAGGCAGACACCUACACCACCAACACAACUUACCCCACAAGUGCAGUCUUCACUUCCUGCUGCUCCUUCAGCUGACCAGUCCCAACAGCAGCCUCGCUCACAGCAGAGCACAGCAGCCUCUGUUCCUACCCCAACAGCACCGCUGCUUCCUCCACAGCCUGCAACUCCACUUUCCCAGCUAGCUGUAAACACUGAAGGACAGGUAUCAAACCCUCCAUCUACUAGUAGCACAGAAGUGAAUUCUCAGGCCAUUCCUGAGAAGCAACCUUCCCAGGAAGUGAAAAUGGAGGCUAAAAUGGAGGUGGAUCAACCAGAACCAGCAGAUACUCAGCCGGAGGAUAUUACAGAGUCUAAAGUAGAUGACUGUAAAGUGGAACCUACAGAAACAGAAGAGAGAGGCACUGAUUCAAAAACUGAAAUAAAAGAGGAGGAAGACCAGCCAAGUACUUCAGCUACCCAGUCAUCUCCAGCUCCGGGACAGUCAAAGAAAAAGAUUUUCAAACCAGAAGAACUACGACAGGCACUGAUGCCAACAUUGGAGGCACUUUACCGUCAAGAUCCAGAAUCCCUUCCUUUUCGUCAGCCUGUGGACCCUCAGCUUUUAGGAAUCCCUGAUUACUUUGAUAUUGUGAAGAGCCCUAUGGAUCUUUCUACAAUUAAGAGGAAGUUAGACACUGGACAGUAUCAGGAGCCCUGGCAAUAUGUUGAUGAUAUUUGGCUUAUGUUCAAUAAUGCCUGGUUAUAUAACCGGAAAACAUCACGGGUAUACAAAUACUGCUCCAAACUAUCUGAGGUCUUUGAACAGGAAAUUGACCCAGUGAUGCAAAGCCUUGGAUACUGUUGUGGCAGAAAGUUGGAAUUCUCUCCACAAACACUGUGUUGCUAUGGCAAACAGUUAUGCACAAUACCUCGUGAUGCCACUUACUACAGUUACCAGAACAGGUAUCAUUUCUGUGAGAAGUGUUUCAAUGAGAUCCAAGGGGAGAGCGUUUCUUUGGGGGAUGACCCUUCCCAGCCUCAAACUACAAUAAAUAAAGAACAAUUUUCCAAGAGAAAAAAUGACACACUGGAUCCUGAACUGUUUGUUGAAUGUACAGAGUGCGGAAGAAAGAUGCAUCAAAUCUGUGUCCUUCACCAUGAGAUAAUCUGGCCUGCUGGAUUCGUCUGUGAUGGCUGUUUAAAGAAAAGUGCACGAACUAGGAAAGAAAAUAAGUUUUCUGCUAAAAGGUUGCCAUCUACCAGACUUGGUACCUUUCUAGAGAAUCGUGUGAAUGACUUUCUGAGGCGACAGAAUCACCCUGAGUCAGGAGAGGUCACUGUUAGAGUAGUUCAUGCUUCUGACAAAACCGUGGAAGUAAAACCAGGCAUGAAAGCAAGGUUUGUGGACAGUGGAGAGAUGGCAGAAUCCUUUCCAUACCGAACCAAAGCCCUCUUUGCCUUUGAAGAAAUUGAUGGUGUUGACCUGUGCUUCUUUGGCAUGCAUGUUCAAGAGUAUGGCUCUGACUGCCCUCCACCCAACCAGAGGAGAGUAUACAUAUCUUACCUCGAUAGUGUUCAUUUCUUCCGUCCUAAAUGCCUGAGGACUGCAGUCUAUCAUGAAAUCCUAAUUGGAUAUUUAGAAUAUGUCAAGAAAUUAGGUUACACAACAGGGCAUAUUUGGGCAUGUCCACCAAGUGAGGGAGAUGAUUAUAUCUUCCAUUGCCAUCCUCCUGACCAGAAGAUACCCAAGCCCAAGCGACUGCAGGAAUGGUACAAAAAAAUGCUUGACAAGGCUGUAUCAGAGCGUAUUGUCCAUGACUACAAGGAUAUUUUUAAACAAGCUACUGAAGAUAGAUUAACAAGUGCAAAGGAAUUGCCUUACUUCGAGGGUGAUUUCUGGCCCAAUGUUCUGGAAGAAAGCAUUAAGGAACUGGAGCAAGAGGAGGAAGAGAGAAAACGAGAAGAAAACACCAGCAAUGAAAGCACAGAUGUGACCAAGGGAGACAGCAAAAAUGCUAAAAAGAAGAAUAAUAAGAAAACCAGCAAAAAUAAGAGCAGCCUGAGUAGGGGCAACAAGAAGAAACCUGGGAUGCCCAAUGUAUCUAACGACCUCUCACAGAAACUGUAUGCCACCAUGGAGAAGCAUAAAGAGGUCUUCUUUGUGAUCCGCCUCAUUGCUGGCCCUGCUGCCAACUCCCUGCCUCCCAUUGUUGACCCUGACCCUCUCAUCCCCUGCGAUCUGAUGGAUGGUCGGGAUGCGUUUCUCACGCUGGCAAGGGACAAGCACCUGGAGUUCUCUUCACUCCGAAGAGCCCAGUGGUCCACCAUGUGCAUGCUGGUGGAGCUGCACACACAGAGCCAGGACCGCUUUGUCUACACCUGUAAUGAAUGCAAGCACCAUGUGGAGACACGCUGGCACUGCACUGUCUGUGAGGAUUAUGACUUGUGUAUCACUUGCUAUAACACUAAAAACCAUGACCACAAAAUGGAGAAACUAGGUUUGGGCUUAGAUGAUGAGAGCAACAACCAGCAGGCUGCAGCCACCCAGAGCCCAGGCGAUUCCCGCCGCCUGAGUAUCCAGCGCUGCAUCCAGUCUCUGGUCCAUGCUUGCCAGUGUCGGAAUGCCAAUUGCUCCCUGCCCUCCUGCCAGAAGAUGAAGCGGGUUGUACAGCAUACUAAGGGUUGCAAACGGAAAACCAAUGGUGGGUGCCCCAUCUGCAAGCAGCUCAUUGCCCUCUGCUGCUACCAUGCCAAGCACUGCCAGGAGAACAAAUGCCCGGUGCCGUUCUGCCUAAAUAUCAAACAGAAGCUCCGGCAACAGCAGCUCCAGCACCGACUACAGCAGGCCCAAAUGCUUCGCAGGCGGAUGGCCAGCAUGCAGCGGACUGGUGUGGUCGGGCAACAACAGGGCCUGCCUUCUCCCACUCCUGCCACUCCAACAACACCAACUGGCCAACAGCCAACCACCCCACAGACACCCCAGCCCACCUCUCAGCCUCAGCCUACCCCUCCCAGUAGCAUGCCACCCUACUUGCCCAGGACUCAAGCUGCUGGCCCUGUGUCCCAGGGUAAGGCAGCAGGCCAGGUGACCCCUCCAACCCCCCCUCAGACUGCUCAGCCACCCCUUCCAGGGCCCCCACCUGCAGCAGUGGAAAUGGCAAUGCAGAUUCAGAGAGCAGCAGAGACACAGCGCCAGAUGGCCCAUGUGCAAAUUUUUCAAAGGCCAAUCCAACACCAAAUGCCUCCAAUGGCUCCCAUGGCCCCCAUGGGUAUGAAUCCACCUCCAAUGACCAGAGGUCCCAGUGGGCAUUUGGAGCCAGGGAUGGGACCAACAGGGAUGCAGCAACAGCCACCCUGGGCCCAAGGAGGAUUGCCUCAGCCCCAGCAACUACAGUCUGGGAUGCCAAGGCCAGCCAUGAUGUCAGUGGCCCAGCAUGGUCAACCCUUGAACAUGGCUCCACAACCAGGAUUGGGCCAGGUAGGUGUGAGCCCACUCAAACCAGGCACUGUGUCUCAGCAAGCCUUACAAAACCUUCUGCGGACUCUCAGGUCUCCCAGCUCUCCUUUACAGCAGCAACAGGUGCUUAGUAUCCUUCAUGCCAACCCCCAACUGUUGGCUGCAUUCAUCAAGCAGCGGGCUGCCAAGUAUGCCAACUCUAAUCCGCAAUCCCUCCCUGGGCAGCCUGGCAUGCCCCAGGGGCAGCCAGGGCUACAGCCACCUACCAUGCCAGGGCAGCAGGCGGUCCACUCCAAUCCAGCCAUGCAGAACAUGAAUCCAAUGCAGGCAGGCGUCCAGAGGGCUGGCCUGCCACAGCAGCAACCACAGCAGCAACUCCAGCCACCCAUGGGAGGGAUGAGCCCCCAGGCUCAGCAGAUGAACAUGAACCACAACGCCAUGCCUUCACAGUUCCGAGACAUCUUGAGACGACAGCAGAUGAUGCAGCAACAGCAGCAGCAGGGAGCAGGGCCAGGAAUAGGCCCUGGAAUGGCCAACCAUAAUCAGUUUCAGCAACCCCAAGGCGUUGGCUACCCACCCCAGCAGCAGCAGCAACAGCAGCGGAUGCAGCAUCACAUGCAACAGAUGCAACAAGGAAAUAUAGGACAGAUGGGCCAGCUCCCCCAGGCCUUGGGAGCAGAGGCAGGUGCCAGUCUACAGGCCUAUCAGCAGCGACUCCUUCAGCAACAGAUGGGGUCCCCUGCUCAGCCCAACCCCAUGAGCCCCCAGCAGCAUAUGCUCCCAAAUCAGGCCCAGUCCCCACACCUACAAGGCCAGCAGAUCCCUAAUUCUCUCUCCAAUCAAGUGCGUUCUCCCCAGCCUGUCCCCUCUCCACGGCCACAGUCCCAGCCCCCCCACUCCAGCCCUUCCCCAAGGAUGCAGCCUCAGCCUUCUCCACACCACGUUUCCCCACAGACAAGUUCCCCACAUCCUGGACUGGUAGCUGCCCAGGCCAACCCUAUGGAACAAGGGCAUUUUGCCAGCCCGGAGCAGAAUUCAAUGCUUUCUCAGCUCACUAGCAAUCCAGGCAUGGCAAACCUCCAUGGUGCAAGCGCCACGGACCUGGGACUCAGCACCGAUAACUCAGACUUGAAUUCAAACCUCUCACAGAGUACACUAGACAUACACUAGAGACACCUUGUAAUAUUUUGGGAGCAAAAAAAUUAUUUUCUCUUAACAAGACUUUUUGUACUGAAAACAAUUUUUUUGAAUCUUUCGUAGCCUAAAAGACAAUUUUCCUUGGAACACAUAAGAACUGUGCAGUAGCCGUUUGUGGUUUAAAGCAAACAUGCAAGAUGAACCUGAGGGAUGAUAGAAUACAAAGAAUAUAUUUUUGUUAUGGCUGGUUACCACCAGCUUUUUUCCCCCUUGUGUGUGUGGUUCAAGUGUGCACUGGGAGGAGGCUGAGGCCUGUGAAGCCAAACAAUAUGCUCCUGCCUUGCACCUCCAAUAGGUUUUAUUAUUUUUUUUAAAUUAAUGAAAGUAUGUAAUAUUAAUAGUUAUUAUUUACUGGUGCAGAUGGUUGACAUUUUUCCCUGUUUUCCUCACUUUAUGGAAGAGUUAAAACAUUUCUAAAACCAGAGGACAAAAGGGGUUAAUGUUACUUUAAAAUUACAUUCUAUAUAUAUAUAUAAAUAUAUAUAAAUAUAUAUUAAAAUACCAAUUUUUUUUUUCUCCGGGUGCAAAGAUGUUCAUUCUUUUAAAAAUGCUUAAAAAAAAAUCUCCCUUUCUUCCCCUCAUGUCAACUUUUGUGCUCCAGAAAAUUUUCUAUUCUGUAAUAAGUCUGAGCGUAAAACUUCAAGUAUUAAAAUAAUUUGUACAUGUAGAGAGAAAAAUGACUUUUUCAAAAAUAUACAGGGGCAGCUGCCAAAUUGAUGUAUUAUAUAUUGUGGUUUCUGUUUCUUGAAAGAAUUUUUUUCGUUAUUUUUACAUCUAACAAAGGAAAAAAAAAGAGGGUAAGAAACGAUUCCGGUGGGAUGAUUUUAACAUGCAAAAUGUCCCUGGGGGUUUCUUCUUUGCUUGCUUUCUUCCUCCUUACCCUACCCCCAACUCCCCCUCUCUCUCUCUCUCUCUCUCUCUCUCUCUCUCUCUCUCUCUCUCUCUCUCACACACACACACACACACACACACACACUUUCUAUAAAACUUGAAAAUAGCAAAAACCCUCAACCGUUGUAAAUCAUGCAAUUAAAGUUGAUUACUUAUAAAUAUGAACUUUGGAUCACUGUAUAGACUGUUAAAUUUGAUUUCUUAUUACCUAUUGUUAAAUAAACUGUGUGAGACAGACA